AUGGAAAGAUUUUCCGGUUUGUAUACAGGACCGUAUUUCGAUUCGUCGACACCGAAUAACAUAACAACGCAAUUGGGGACUCACGCAUAUCUUCCAUGUAAAGUAAAACAAUUAGGAAAUAAAUCCGUUUCGUGGAUAAGAAGAAGAGAUGCUCACAUUUUAACAGUUGAUCGUUACACGUUCAUAGCAGACGAAAGAUUUCAAGCAUUUUUGGUCGAAGCAACCGACACGUGGACGCUACAAGUUAAAUACGUACAAGCCAGAGAUGCUGGAAGAUACGAAUGCCAAGUAUCAACGGAGCCAAAAAUGAGUCAUUUUAUCACUCUUAACGUAGUCGUUCCAAAAAUUGAGAUUUUAGGUGAAUCUGACAUGUACGUAAAAUCUGGAAGUACCGUAUCCCUUAAAUGCGUUAUAACUCAAUCGUUGGAAGAGCCAGCAUACAUAUUUUGGUAUCACGACAACGAAAGAGUUUUAGAUUAUGAUAGAAGGUAUAAAGAUAUAAGAGUAGAAAGAGUCGGCUCUGAUACAACAGUCGGUUCUUUGAUUCUUCAUCAGGCCACUAAAGAAGAUUCUGGAAAUUAUACAUGCAGCCCAUCUAAUUUAGAUUCUUCGAGUAUUUUGCUUCACGUUUUAAACGGUGAACAUCCGGCUGCCAUGCAAAGAGGAAAAAAUUCAGCAUCAUCAAGAUUACGUAAAUGGUGGUGUCUCAAUAGCAAAAUAUGCUCGUGGCCUCGCAAUACAUUAGAAGCAAUAUUACUUAUGGGUAUCAUAAUCCAUUGUUGUAUUCGGAUAUCGACGUAG
Pediculus humanus corporis (human body louse) is the source of this 801-nucleotide messenger RNA. Its product is annotated as limbic system-associated membrane protein precursor, putative. Bases 1 to 801 code for a protein of 266 amino acids. Lineage: Eukaryota; Metazoa; Arthropoda; Insecta; Psocodea; Pediculidae. Gene Ontology annotation, biological process: synapse organization. Gene Ontology annotation, cellular component: neuron projection membrane. The record is from RefSeq and is a predicted model, not a curated record. The transcript has 4 exons.